AAUGUCAAAUCAUUUGAUUUUUAAUGGAACAACUAAAAAUACUAUAAACAAUAAAAUCACAACAACAACAUCUCCAACGAAUGUACCUGCCCCAAAUGGGACGAUGACAAAACCAACAACAACAACAAUAACAACAACAACAACAACAUUACCAACUGCAUCAACAACUUCAUCCAUAUUGAACUCAUCAUUGUACACAACAACAACAACAUCGUCAUCGUCCAUGCAAAAAACGCGAAAUCGCCAUCCGUCCAUUCCGGUGUACGCGUCUGCGAUCUCUAAUUGUUCUCCUUCCACUUCUACUUCCUCCGCUCUUCUUGCAUUCUCUUCUCCUUUUUCAUCUUCUUCUGGAAUCUCUGCGAACUCGUCGGAAACUCAAACCCAUGGGGCAUCCUCAAUGCGUGUCGUUGAUGUGCGUGCCUCUUCCUCUGUCCCAACGACGGAGCCGUUCAACACAUUGAAUGUUCUUAAUGAAAUGAACAACAACAACAACAACAACAAUUAUAAUGAUAAUAACAUUAUUUUGACACACUCGACUGAUGGCAACUUGAUUUGUGAUAAUACCAAUAAUAUAACAAACAACAAUAUCAACAGCAGCAACAACAGCAACAACAGCAACUACCAUCAACCAUUCAAUUCUAUGGAUUUUGGACAGCAGCAACACUUGCGACACCACCUACGCUUUAGCAAUAAUGGUCGUGGCAGCAUGGAUAAUGGUGGUAGUCAUGGUGAAUAUAACAAUAAUAACAACAACAACAACAAUUACCGACGCCCUGGCGGAAAUCAAAAUAACAGUAUUAGUGGUAACGGUAACUCUAUGAUGCAGCACCGCCAUAAUGGCGAAUAUUAUGGCAGCAAUCAUCACAACCAACAGAAUCACUAUCAGUACGGUGAGCAGAAUCGUCGGCAUAACAACAACAACAACAACAACAACAAUGGCAACGGCAGUAAUGCAUCUAACUCAGGAUUAUUUGAAAGAAAUAAUAGCAACAGUGGCAAUUUGAAUGGCAAUACCAGCAGUGGUAUGAAUAACAUGCACUUUGAUGGCCAUAACAACAGCAACCAUUCCCGGAACGGGGACUUCCACAAUGAUAAUCGUCCUGAACGUGGAGGAGGAGCAGAGCUGAAUAUCAGCGGCGCCGGUAGCAGCAAUGGGUACGGUACUUUGCGUAAUGGUAAUAAUUAUGGCCGUAACGGGCAUCAGAAUGGUGGUUCCGGCUCCUUCCAUUACCACCACCAUAAUCAUUACAACAGCAACGGACCCUCAACUUCGGCUGUAGCCUUAGCUGGUGGCAGCAGUAGCGUUGCCAGCCUACUUGAUGGACCGACUGGCUCUUCUGGUGCUUUAGGAUCCACCACUUCGCUCAGCAGCGGGCCCAACGGUUUGAAAUCGGACAGUCCUUCGCGCAAAAGACGCCGCAUUUCCGGUCGCAUGCCCAGCCAGUCACCGCCUGCAAUUUGGGAGCAACGACGCUCGCCUCGCACUCAGAUGCAGCAGGGAAGUCCACCGAUACGACGGCCACGCUUGCGAGAGCCUGGACCGUCACAGCAAGUGCAUGGUCACCACAUAAACAACACUGGCAAUGGCAGUAAUANUUUUCAGAUGCAGCAGGGAAGUCCACCGAUACGACGGCCACGCUUGCGAGAGCCUGGACCGUCACAGCAAGUGCAUGGUCACCACAUAAACAACACUGGCAAUGGCAGUAAUAACAAUAACAAUAAUACCAAUACCGGCAGCA
This is a messenger RNA of Rhagoletis zephyria (snowberry fruit fly), 1739 nucleotides long. Its product is annotated as GATA zinc finger domain-containing protein 14-like. NCBI's taxonomy places the organism in Eukaryota, Metazoa, Arthropoda, Insecta, Diptera, Tephritidae. The record is from RefSeq and is a predicted model, not a curated record.